UCUCAGCUUCCGACUCAUUUCAACGUUUUCUGUACGAAGCGGCAACAAGAAAGUUGGUGAAAUUCUUCUCGUUUUUAACAAGCUGCGUUCGUCAACAGUGUUUUUCAUCGACAAGUGUUCAGUAUUACAAGAACGGAUUUGAUUUGGCGUCGAAACAUAAGAAAACCUAGCUGAGAGCUCUUCCCAGCAUGUCGCUGCCCAAGCGGGAGGUUGAGGAGCUGCGGCCUUGGGUGGAGCGGACGGUAAAAAAGGUGCUUGGCUUCUCAGAACCGACUGUGGUCACUGCAGCUCUGCACUGUGUAGGGAAGGGGCUGGACAAAAGAAAGACAACAGAUCAGCUGAGACCGUUUCUCGAUGAUUCUGCAAGUGGCUUUGUGGAGCGACUCUUUGAGGCCCUGGAGGAGAGUAAGAACUCUCGAGGCAACAAGGGUACAGGAGAGAAGAACCGCAAGAGAGAGCUGAAGGAUGUAUUUGGUGAUGAAGUGGAAGGGGGCAAGGAUGCAGAGAGUGGUGAAGUUGCAGCAAAAAAGAAGAGGGUGCCUCGCUUUGAGGAGGUUGAGGAGCCAGAAGUCCUACCUGGACCUCCUACAGAGAGCCCUGGAAUGCUCACCAAGAUGCAGAUAAAGCAGAUGAUGGAAGCAGCCACGCGGCAGAUUGAGGAGAGGAAAAAGCAGCUCAGUUUUGUAGCUCCAGUUUCUGUCCCUCAGCCUAGACUGCCGCUGGCUCCACCCCAGCCAGAGACCCCUGCCUCACGUCCCAUUCUACCCAGCCUGGGUGCUCCUUCAGUGGGAACGCCUCAGUCCAUCGCCCCCUCCCAGGCUGCUAGCUUCAUGAAUGAUGCCAUUGAGAAGGCCCGCAAGGCGGCUGAGCUCCAGGCUAAGAUCCAGUCCACCCUAGCCAUGAAGCCUGGCAUCCUGGGGACUUUGAGCAACACGGGACCACACAACCUUGUAGCGCUAGCCAACCUACACGCCAUGGGGAUUGCACCACCUAAAGUUGAGGCUCGUGAGAUCACGAAGCCAACACCCCUCAUUCUGGACGAGCUUGGAAGAACUGUUGAUGCCAGUGGCAAGGAAGUGGAACUCACACACCGUAUGCCCACUCUCAAAGCUAAUAUUAGGGCAGUGAAGAGAGAGCAGUUUAGGCAGCAGCUGAAGGAGAAGCCUACUGAUGAUCUUGAAUCCACCUCCUACUUUGACCCUCGGAUGUCUGUAGCACCACCACAGAGACCUAGGAAGGGCUUUAAGUUCCAUGAGAAAGGUCGCUUUGAGAAAAUAGCCCAGAGGAUACGCACAAAGACUCAGCUGGAGAGGCUGCAGAUGGAAAUUGCACAGGCUGCUAAGAAAACUGGGAUCCAGGCCUCAACCAAGCUGGCUUUGAUCGCCCCCAAGAAGGAGCUUGGGGAGGGAGAGGUGCCUUCGAUCGAGUGGUGGGAUUCCUACAUCCUGCCCUCCAACGUAGAGCUUUCUGCCGAGACAGUAUUUGAUGGUUUGGAGUUCCAUGGGGUCACUAAUUUGGUGGAGCAUCCAGCCCAAAUGGCCCCUCCAGUGGACCCAGACCAACCAGUGACGCUGGGUGUGUAUCUGACAAAGAAGGAGCAGAAGAAGCUGCGGCGGCAGACGCGUCGAGAGGGGCAGAAAGAGGUUCAAGAGAAGGUCCGACUUGGUCUCAUGCCGCCACCAGAACCCAAAGUGCGCAUCUCUAAUCUGAUGCGUGUGCUGGGGACGGAGGCGGUGCAGGAUCCUACGAAGGUGGAGGCCCACGUCCGAGCACAGAUGGCCAAGAGACAAAAGGCCCAUGAAGAGGCGAACGCAGCGCGUAAGCUCACAGCAGAACAGAGGAAGGAGAAGAAAGUAAAGAAGCUGAGGGAGGAUCUGAGUCAGGGAGUCCACAUUGCUGUCUAUAGGAUCCGAAAUCUGUAUAAUCCAGCCAAGAAGUUCAAAGUGGAGGCCAAUGCACGCGAGCUCUACCUCACAGGCACCGUGGUGCUGCACAAAGAUGUCAACAUCGUAGUGGUGGAGGGAGGACCCAAAUCCCAAAAGAAGUUUAAGAGGCUGAUGCUGAACAGGAUCAAAUGGGACGAGCCCAGUUCAAAGAGAGAAGACCCUGAUGGUUCAGACGAAGAGGGAUCAAAGAAGCACAACAAGUGCACACUGGUUUGGGAGGGUACAGCUAAAGAGCGCAGUUUUGGGGACAUGAAGUUCAAGCAGUGUCCUACGGAGAACAUGGCACGGGAGCAUUUUAAGAAGCAUGGCACGGAGCACUACUGGGACCUGGCCCUGAGCCAGAGCAUCCUGGAGAGCGCUGAUGACUGAGACUGUCGCCACGGAGACAGAACAGACCUGAUAGAUACAGCCUGGUCUGUGGACUGCAAAUCCACUGUGUUUCAUACAAGGGAGGAUAAGACUGCAUUUGUGUAUGUAUAUAAAAAAUAGUCUUUGUGAGACGGGCAGCGAAAGAUUGAGCAUGAGUGGUUAAAGGUUGUUAAAGAGAUCUGUUGUUAAAGAGCAUCUGUGUGGAAAACAGAUUAAUCAAACCUGCGAACUUCAGAGGCUGGAUUUGAAGUAGCCUCUGCUUCGGACAGGUGUGCAAUGGACAUGCUGCAUCUCUUUGAUAGUGUAUAUUCAACGGAGAGCCUAUAGCAUCCAAACGGUCCCAUCACAUCUCUGUAUCGCGCAGCUUCCUAACGGCUUUCUGGCUGCAGUCUGGAGAUAAAAUCAACUGUAACACCACUGCUCUCCUGGAAUACUUUCUUCUGGUUGCGCAGACUCAACGGCAAAUGUUUUAAAAGAGAAUGUGGUGCACAUGUAUGAGGUUAGUUAAGAGAGACACUGUCUGGGACAAAGAACCACCUCUUUCAUUGGAAAAAGGCUUCUUUAUAAGUUACAAGGCACAAAGCUGGGUCAUAAGAUGUUGAGGUAGUUUUGUUUUUAUUUCUCAUUUAAUUAAGUGAAUGGAUGUGAGACCACUCUCUUUGGAUGUACAUAAGCUGUUGCCAACCACAUACAGUGAUUAAAGUUUUGGGGAAACGUAC
Molecule: messenger RNA, 3034 nt
Organism: Colossoma macropomum (tambaqui)
Lineage: Eukaryota; Metazoa; Chordata; Actinopteri; Characiformes; Serrasalmidae
Gene: prpf3
Product: PRP3 pre-mRNA processing factor 3 homolog (yeast)
Exons: 17
Coding region: 189-2315 (708 amino acids)
Biological process (GO): mRNA splicing, via spliceosome
Cellular component (GO): U4/U6 x U5 tri-snRNP complex
Source: RefSeq, a predicted model, not a curated record